Molecule: messenger RNA, 4806 nt
Organism: Acipenser ruthenus (sterlet)
Lineage: Eukaryota; Metazoa; Chordata; Actinopteri; Acipenseriformes; Acipenseridae
Product: protein mono-ADP-ribosyltransferase PARP10-like
Exons: 11
Coding region: 291-4031 (1246 amino acids)
Biological process (GO): negative regulation of gene expression
Cellular component (GO): nucleus; cytoplasm
Molecular function (GO): transcription corepressor activity; NAD+ poly-ADP-ribosyltransferase activity; RNA binding
Source: RefSeq, a predicted model, not a curated record
AAGGUAACACGAAAUUCCCCUGUCAGGACACUGCAGUCUGAUUGGCUAUUAUAUUAUUGAUAAUGAAACAAUGAAUAAUCCUCUCCCUGCACUGAAACCCCAACCUUACGGUACUGCGGUUAUUACACAUCUAAAGUACUUCAUGUCUGGCAGUGAAUAAGCGUUUUUGUUACUUUACAAAAGCUGACCGGAGGUGCUGACUUCCUCAGUUGUCCGUGAUCAUAAGCACUGCGUAUCUGACGUUGCGUAAGUACUUUCACUUUCUGAUCUGGCUGUUUUACCAUGACGUAAUGUUGAGCGUUGCUUCCACGGAAAAAAAUAUAUACAUAUAUAAUAUAAGCAUGGCAGAAAAUAGCUUAGAAGAAAGGACAGUGGAGGUGUCUGGAGUCCCUAAUGAAGUUGAGGAUGAAUUUUUGGGGUUGUUUUUUGAGAACAAGCGGCGGUCAGGAGGGGGCGCCCUUACCUCGCUCCACAGGCAGGGCAACCGGGCCGUUCUGAUCUUUGAGGAUGCUGAAGUUGCUAAGAGAGUGCUGUCCAAAGGGACACACGUGCUACACAACGCUAAGCUUACCGUUCGGAAGCCAACCCCAAAGGACCCUGGGAAGGUGCUGCUUCGUGGGAUGAACACCAGCACAGCCAAGGAAAUCGUGGAGCUCUUUGUGGAAAAUGUCACAAAGCUGGAUAGCACGGAGUACCUAAUGUACCCCAGCCCAGGAAGAGACAAGUUUCUCAUACAGUUUCUGCAGCCCCUUUCAGAACAAGAAUUCAGGAGGUUGGCGGAGAAGGUAAGGAGGCGUCUUCUUGAUGGAGCCAGGAUUGAAGCUGAGCAGAUUGAGAGGACCGAUUCUGUCAUUGUGGAAGACCUGCACUCUACCACCACCGAGGACAUGCUGGCACUCUACUUUGAAAACAAGCGCGGAGGAGGAGAAGAGGUGAGGGACGUUACCAUGGUAGCGGACGGCAUGGCCAGGGUUACCUUUGAAGCCUGGGAAGCUGUGGACCGUAUUCUUCAGCGUUCCCAUAAGCUGGACGGGAGGGAUUUGUCACUCCGGCCCUAUUUCGACUUCCUUCUGCCUGGAGAAAGUCCACCAUCGCCCAACACUCCAAAUGGUACAGAAGUGCCCACUGAUGGCACAGGGCCCGCUGAUGGCACAGGGCCCGCUGAUGGCACAGGGCCCGCUGACGGCACGGGGCACGCUGACGGCACAGGGCACGCUGACGGCACAGGGGAUAUGUACACAGACACUCUUGGGUGCGACACUACUAGGGAGGAUCUCACUGACAGUACCAGGGAGAUGUACCUUGACAGCCCCAAGGUUUACUCCAGCAAUAUCUUGCUCCACGACCCAGUGAAACUCAAUCUGCUGCAGUGCAGCCAUCUACUGCAAGAGAUCCAGCAGGCUCACCUGGACUUUGGCAUCCAGAUUGUGAGUAAUGGGGUUCAGAUAAGCGGCCCCAGCCAACUUACAUCUGAACAGCUGAAAAAACGCAUUCUUGAAGUGUUAAGCGGCAUUGCCCAGGCUCACCUGCCCUUUAGCACUGAAAAGGCCACGUUUCUUUCUCGGUCGGAAGUGCAAGAGAGCCUGCAGAAGAGACUGGAACAGGAAGGGAUGUUGGCCACCUACACUGCGUCAGAUUGCACAGUCACCGUCACUGCACUCACCAUCGACAUGGUCAAGCAGGCCUCAAGCCUGGUCAAGUCCUUGGUUUGCGACUUCACCAUGCCCAUUGCCGCAGAGUAUGAGUGCAUGCUCUUCUCGGAUGAGUGGCCCAAGUUCUUGUCUUCUUUGAGUCUUUGCUCUGCCAAGGUGUCGGACCGAGGAGAUGAGAUUAAUCUAGUGACAUUAAGAGGGCAGGAGGAGGAAACCCGAAGCAAGAUCGAGUUUUUUCUUAGCAACCCCGUUCAGCAAGAGUCUGUGAUCACUAUGGAGCCUGGUAUGCUGAAAUAUCUACAGACUCACUGUCACAUGCUUCUGGCAGACAUGAACCAGGUCACCAUAUUCCCAUUAGAUGGAGAGGACAUCACAGGAUUGAGACUGCAUGGGCAAGCCAAUGCCUGCCAGGCUGCGGAUGAGCUGCUCCGCAAUGUGGUAGCCUCGGUUCACACCAGAACCAUAACCCUGCAGCGCCCCGGGGUCGCGCGCUUCCUUGUGGAGGAGCAGGGGACCAGCAUCCUGAACCAGAUCCAGACCAAAUUCGAGGUCGUCAUCAGCCUGGAGAGAGUGCACUGGGUAGCGCUGCACUCCGAGGAUAUAUUUGAAGAUGCAAAGAAGUUCACACCGCCACCAAGCUUUGAAAGACAUUCAAAGUCCUUGACAGAGUCCUUGUCAGAGUCCUUUACAAACACUGAUGAACAAACCAAUGACCUCAACAGGCCUGAGACAGGUCUUUUGGAGGAAGCCAAGAAGCUUAUCUCAGUUAUCAGAAAGGAUUCUCAUGAACUUCCCGAAACAGCAACCAGUCCUCCCGGUACAGUGGCUGCUGGGAUCAGCAUGGAUGAAGACCUCUACACUGACCAGCUGCUGUCUCUCAGCUCUUCGGACAACGAAGACACCCUGGCAGAAAUGGAGGAGACCCCGGGGAUAACGACGGAAGGAGAAAGUGAAGGGGCUGUGGGGGAAGAUCCAGAAAUGAACUAUGUCAAGCAGCUUUCCAUGGAGUCCUUACACGUGGACGGCGUCCUUGAGGAGGAUGCCCAGCUUUCCUUGGCCAUCCAGUUCUCAAUGGAGAACAGCGACCCAAUGGACGGGGAGGAUGAACUGCAGAAAGUUCUGGAGCUCUCCAGGAGGACGGCAGGGCAGGGCAGGACCCCUGGCACUUCAGAGCUGGAUCAAGCCAUUGGGCUUUCCAUUCAGGAUGCCAUCAAGGCUGCCCACACAGCCCAGAUUUUGGUGUAUGCAGGCUACAACACGGAUCUUAUCAGGGUAGAUAUCGCCUUAGGGAAGAAGACUGAGUUGAGACAGUGCAAGGAGACAAUUGAGAGCAAGUGCCUAAAGAAUUUAUCUGAGCACCACAGAAGUUGCGUGGACCUGAUCCAGAGGAAGCAUGCAGUAGACAUCACCAUUCAGGGAACCACAGCCACAGUGCAGGGAUUCAAGGAGUAUGUUUCAGAGGCAGUCCUCGAUAUGAACAAGCUUGUCAACCACAUUUCUGCCACAGUGCCAGACCCCGAUAUUUUGCAAAGCGUCCAAUGGGUUUGGUACGAGGAGCAGUCAAAUGCCAUCCCCUAUCCUCCCAAAGCCACUAUUUAUAUAGAGCACGCCUGGAAAAGGAAACAGAAGAAGAUCGACAUUGUGUUUGAUCAGCAGCCCUGCACCAUCAGCUUUGAGAAGAUGGAGGAGUAUAACAUUGCCUCAGGGAAGUCGCUGCCGAUUGCGAGGAAGCAGCUGAGCAACAUGGACAUUUACAGUGAUGUAACAGAAUUAGAGGAUUUUUCUGCCAUUUCUAGCUUGCCUGAGAUAACGAGAGUGAACGAGGCGACAGAUGAGUUCCAGAAUGUGGUUCGAGCAUUCUAUGAUUCUAUUAAAGAGUUCCAUAAUAAAAUACGCAUCAUCAAGGUUGAGAAGAUGGUGAACAGCCUGUUGUACAACCAGUACAAACUGAAGAAAGCCAGUAUGCUGCAAACUUGUACCCAGGCUGACGUGGAAAGGACUCUGUACCACGGCACCAGUGAAAGUGGCAUGAGAGAGAUCUGCUUGCAUGGCUUUGACAGGAGCUUUUGUGGAAAGAACGCCACUGUGUAUGGAAAAGGAGUCUACUUUGCUGUGGAAUCGGCCUUGUCUGUGCAGGACCAGUACUCCCCUCCCAGUGAAGAAGGAUACAAGUAUGUGUUUGUGGUGAAGGUGCUGACUGGGGAAUACACCAAAGGGAAACACGAAAUGAAGACGGCUCCCCUGAAAGAAAACUCCCGCAUCCCUCUGCGAUACCACAGUGUGGUGGACAGCACAGACUCACCAGAGAUCUUUGUGAUCUUCAAUGACACCCAGGCCUAUCCCGAGUACCUUAUUACCUGCCAAAAGGUUCAUGGCUAAAACCACUGCAGUUUCUUGAGAAAGAGGGUAACAAGUGCUAAAAAAAUGGUAUUCUAAAAUCAAUUGCUAAAAUAAUAUCUAACAUUGUAACACAACAAUUUAUGCACAUUGGGAACCCUAUGCUGUGGUUACUUUGGCUUAAAUUGGAAAGAAGCUUCUAAGCAGUGAUUCUAAUCAGAAGCAGCAUUUUGAUACUUCUAUGCCAUAUAGAGGUUCAGGACGUCUAACCAGUCUGGCCUGAUUGAUCAGCAUAGGAUCCCAUAGCGGUGCAUAUAGCCUUCACUAAGAGCCCAAUAUGUUGUAUUAAAUAACCUGUUUGUAGAUCUGUAUGAUUUUAUGCAGCAUAUACUGUCUUACCAAAAAUGACACACAUCUAUCUAUUGAUCUAUGGGUUAUAGAUCUGUCGUUCAUCUGCCCCACUGUUUCACUGUUGCAGGACAGAGGAGUAGUUUUUUAGGCUCGGUGACUCUUGGUACUGGCCUUCAGAGCCUGUAAAAGUAUAUUAGAAAUGAGAAUGGAGAUGGUGAUAAAUGAAGCACUGCUGAUCAAGGUUUUAAAAUCUUUUGUCUUGUCUCCUGCUAGCAUCAGCAGCAUUACCUCCAGUCCUGCUGUUUUUGAGUCAACUAUCUUUUUUUGGUUCUUUUGCCUGUAUGUGCCUAUUCCUGCCUGCUCCAUGCGGUCUUAGGCUGUUGAUCUAUAUUUGACUGUAUACCUACGGAUUCUCUUUAAUUUGCCAGUCUGCUAAUAAAGCUGUGUUUUGGAUUCAGCAAGCUGA